CGUUCAGCACCGCCCCGCGCCUGGCCGAGCCGAGCCGAGGCACAUGGGCUGCGCUCCGCCGGCCUGAGCCCCCCGCACGGCCCCGCACGGCCCCGGCAGCGCCGCCCAUGCAGCUCCGCGCAGCCCCCGCGGCGACCCGGGCACGGCCCAUGAGGGCGGCGUAGCUCGGGCAGCUCGGCCCGGCCCGGCCCGGCUCAGCACGGCUCGGCUCGGCACGGCCCGGGAUGGCGGCCGGCGGUGGUGCCCCCCGCGGGGCGGGCGGGAGCCUCCCGGCCCUGCUGCUGCUGCUGCUGGUGGUGCUGCUGCUGCUGGGGGCGGCCACGGGCGGAGAGGUCAACGCCGAGGCGUGGCUGCGGCUGUAUGGCUACCUGCCCCAGUCCAGCAGGCAGAUGUCCACCAUGCGCUCUGCUCAGAUCUUCUCCGCAGCCCUCUCGGAGAUGCAGAAGUUCUACGGGAUCCCCGUCACUGGUGUCCUGGAUGAGGAGACCAAAAUGUGGAUGAAGCGUCCCCGCUGCGGGGUCCCAGACCAGUUUGGGGUCCAGAUGAAGUCCAACAUGCGGCGGAAGAGGUACGCGCUCACGGGGCGGCGCUGGAGCCAGAGCCAUCUCACCUUCAGCAUCCAGAACUACACGGAGAAGCUGGGCCGGUACCACUCGUACGAGGCCAUCCGCCAAGCCUUCCGCGUGUGGGAGCAGGCCACGCCGCUCGUCUUCCAGGAGGUGCCGUACGAGGACAUCCGUCAGAAGCGCAAGAAGGAGGCUGACAUCAUGGUGCUUUUUGCCUCCGGCUUCCACGGGGACAGUUCCCCUUUCGAUGGCGUCGGGGGAUUUUUGGCUCAUGCCUAUUUCCCCGGCCCGGGGAUGGGUGGGGACACGCACUUCGACUCGGAUGAGCCCUGGACGCUGGAGAACACGGAUGUGUCUGGGAACAACCUUUUCCUGGUGGCCGUGCACGAGCUGGGGCACUCGCUGGGCCUGGAACAUUCCAGCAACCCCAGUGCUAUCAUGGCCCCCUUCUACCAGUGGAUGGACACGGAGAACUUCCAGCUGCCUGAGGAUGACCUCAAGGGCAUCCAACAGCUGUACGGUACCGCAGAUAGGCUCCCUCAGCCCACCAAGCCCUUGCCCACCGUGACGCCCCGAAGACCUGGCAGGCCGGACCAGAGACCCCCCAGGCCACGUCCACCAGGGAAACCGGAGCGGCCCCCCAAACCUGGCAGCCCAGAGCGACCUGACCAGUACGGCCCCGACAUCUGCGAUGGGAACUUCGACACGGUGGCGGUGCUGCGGGGGGAGAUGUUUGUGUUUAAGGGCCGGUGGUUCUGGAGGGUGCGGCACAACCGGGUGCUGGACAACUACCCCAUGCCCAUCGGGCACUUCUGGCGGGGCCUGCCCGGGGACAUCGACGCUGCCUACGAGAGGCACGAUGGCAGAUUUGUCUUCUUUAAAGGGGACCGGUACUGGCUCUUCCGAGAAGCCAACCUGGAGGCUGGGUACCCGCAGCCGCUGGCCACCUACGGGCAGGGCAUCCCCUACGACAGCAUCGACACGGCGGUUUGGUGGGAGCCCACGGGGCACACCUUCUUCUUCCGUGGGGAUAGAUACUGGCGCUUCAACGAGGACACGCGCUCGGUGGACCCCGGGUACCCCAAGCCCAUCUCGGUCUGGGUGGGCAUCCCUCCCUCGCCCAAGGGUGCCUUCCUCAGCUCAGAUGCCUCUUCAACGUACUUCUACAGAGGCACAAAGUACUGGAAGUUCGACAACGAGCGGCUCAAAACGGAGCCGGGCUAUCCCAAAUCCAUCCUGCGGGACUUCAUGGGCUGCCAGGUGGAGCUGGUCCCAGACCCCAACCCCCGGUGGCCUGACGUCGACCAGCCUCCCUUCAACCCCGAUGGGGGAUGAGAACCCGGAGGGCGGUCCGAAGGCGAGGAGGAGGAUGAGGAGGAGGAAGAGGAGGACGAGGAGGAUUACAGCGAGGGCGGCCGCAAGCAGGGCGGGGACGUGGACGUGGUGGUGCAGAUUGACGAGUACACGCGCACCAUGAGCGUCGUGAUGGUGCUGGUGCUGCUGGUGCUGCUGCUCUGCAUCCUCGGCCUCAUCUACGUCAUCGUGCAGAUGCAGAGGAAGGGCACGCCCCGAAUGCUCUUGUACUGCAAGCGCUCCUUGCAGGAGUGGGUCUGACCCCCAUCUUCCCCCACCCUCUGCCACCAUGGUGCUAACGACGAGCCUGCCCUGCCCCUCCCCAGCAGCCUAUUUAUACCCAGAGGUUCGUCCCACUCCCCCCUCGCCCCCGUGCACUGCCGCUGCUUGGUGUCCCCAGCCCCAGCAGGGGGAUCCCCACCUGCCCCAGCCUAGGGUGAGGGGUGUCCCUGAGCCCCCCGUUGUCUGCGCAACCCGGUUCCACACCUGGUCUGGGGCUGGAGGAUGUCUGAGGAGCUGGGGGCAGCAGGGCUGGACGGAACCCAUGUCCCGCAGGCUGGUGGGGUGCCCCCCUCCCUCACGACACCCUUGCCAGCAGCUCAGGCUGCUCCAGAGGAGGGUGUCCCCCAUCGCCCUGUGCCUCUGCCCUGGCAGGUCUGCGUUCCCCAGCGUGCAUCCAGCUGCUGAGUUGUGGACAGUGCCUGUGGGAGUGAUAGGAGAGGUGGGAAUGUGCCUGGCACUGCAUGCCCAGUCCCCCAGCGGGCAGCUCUCGGCAGCAAGUGGCCGUGGAGCCGCUGGGACCUGUGGCCUGGCAGUGAGGGGAAGGGAGGGCUGAGCACGGCCACGCUCCCUUCCACAGCCUGGGGGGGGGGGACGCAGUGCCUAAAGAUAGCACGGAGCUCGGGAAACCCAACACGGAAGGCAGGUGCCAGGCCGGGCUCCCUUCCCGUAGGGUCUUUGGCUGGCGUGAGGAGCGGGGUGCUGCCUCCGCAACCCCCUUGGCUCAGCUCGGUCCCUUCCUCCCGCUUCGGCUGUCAGCCCAGGUCCCUGCUGCUGCAGGAUGAAGCCCUCGGGGCGUGCGCUCCCCUUCCUGGGGUGCCAGCCUCCCCUGGCCCCGCGGGCAGGGGUGCCUUGUACUUGUAUUAAAUGGGUUGGGUGCGAGGAGA
This is a messenger RNA of Anas platyrhynchos (mallard), 3085 nucleotides long. It is a transcript of the gene MMP15, whose product is annotated as matrix metallopeptidase 15. The record is from RefSeq and is a predicted model, not a curated record. Gene Ontology annotation, biological process: extracellular matrix organization; collagen catabolic process; proteolysis. Gene Ontology annotation, molecular function: metalloendopeptidase activity; zinc ion binding. Gene Ontology annotation, cellular component: extracellular matrix. Lineage: Eukaryota; Metazoa; Chordata; Aves; Anseriformes; Anatidae.